Molecule: messenger RNA, 2298 nt
Organism: Phlebotomus argentipes
Lineage: Eukaryota; Metazoa; Arthropoda; Insecta; Diptera; Psychodidae
Product: titin-like
Exons: 2
Coding region: 1-2136 (711 amino acids)
Source: RefSeq, a predicted model, not a curated record
AUGGAGAAGCCAGCAGUGAAACCAGCUCCAGUUCCCUACCAAGUCAAGGAAUACGAGAGCCAGAGUCCAAGUCAUCCCCCAAAGGGUCACUCCGGAGUUCCCAUAAAGGAUCACGUAGGGCAGAAGCCUUUGGUGAUCUCCAGUGUGCCUGUGUAUCAUGAGGAGGUGAAACCCAUUCCCGCGAAAUUCCCGGAACACGAGAUGGAGAAGCCAGCAGUGAAACCAGCUCCAGUUCCCUACCAAGUCAAGGAAUACGAGAGCCAGAGUCCAAGUCAUCCCCCAAAGGGUCACUCCGGAGUUCCCAUAAAGGAUCACGUAGGGCAGAAGCCUUUGGUGAUCUCCAGUGUGCCUGUCUAUCAUGAGGAGGUGAAACCCAUUCCUGCGAAAUUCCCGGAACACGAGAUGGAGAAGCCAGCAGUGAAACCAGCCCCAGUUCCCUACCAAGUCAAGGAAUACGAGAGCCAGAGUCCCAGCCAUCCCACAAAGGGUCACUCCGGAGUUCCCAUAAAGGAUCACGUAGGGCAGAAGCCUUUGGUGAUCUCCAGUGUGCCUGUGUAUCAUGAGGAGGUGAAACCCAUUCCCGCGAAAUUCCCGGAACACGAGAUGGAGAAGCCAGCAGUGAAACCAGCUCCAGUUCCCUACCAAGUCAAGGAAUACGAGAGCCAGAGUCACAGCCACCCUCCCAUGGGUCACUCCGGAGUUCCCAUAAAGGAUCACGUAGGGCAGAAGCCUUUGGUGAUCUCCAGUGUGACUGUCUAUCAUGAGGAGGUGAAACCCAUUCCCGCGAAAUUCCCGGAACACGAGAUGGAGAAGCCAGCAGUGAAACCAGCUCCAGUUCCCUACCAAGUCAAGGAAUACGAGAGCCAGAGUCCCAGCCAUCCCCCAAAGGGUCACUCCGGAGUUCCCAUAAAGGAUCACGUCGAACAUAAGCCUAUGGUGGUUUCCAGUGUGCCUGUCUAUCAUGAGGAGGUGAAACCCAUUCCCGCGAAAUUCUCGGAACACGAGAUGGAGAAGCCAGCAGUGAAACCAGCUCCAGUUCCCUACCAAGUCAAGGAAUACGAGAGCCAGAGUCCAAGUCAUCCCCCAAAGGGUCACUCCGGAGUUCCCAUAAAGGAUCACGUAGGGCAGAAGCCUUUGGUGAUCUCCAGUGUGCCUGUCUAUCAUGAGGAGGUGAAACCCAUUCCCGCGAAAUUCCCGGAACACGAGAUGGAGAAGCCAGCAGUGAAACCAGCUCCAGUUCCCUACCAAGUCAAGGAAUACGAGAGCCAGAGUCCAAGUCAUCCCCCAAAGGGUCACUCCGGAGUUCCCAUAAAGGAUCACGUAGGGCAGAAGCCUUUGGUGAUCUCCAGUGUGCCUGUCUAUCAUGAGGAGGUGAAACCCAUUCCCGCGAAAUUCCCGGAACACGAGAUGGAGAAGCCAGCAGUGAAACCAGCUCCAGUUCCCUACCAAGUCAAGGAAUACGAGAGCCAGAGUCCCAGCCAUCCCCCAAAGGGUCACUCCGGAGUUCCCAUAAAGGAUCACGUAGGGCAGAAGCCUUUGGUGAUCUCCAGUGUGCCUGUGUAUCAUGAGGAGGUGAAACCCAUUCCUGCGAAAUUCCCGGAACACGAGAUGGAGAAGCCAGCAGUGAAACCAGCCCCUGUUCCCUACCAAGUCAAGGAAUACGAGAGCCAGAGUCCCAGCCAUCCCACAAAGGGUCACUCCGGAGUUCCCAUAAAGGAUCACGUCGAACAUAAGCCUAUGGUGGUUUCCAGUGUGCCUGUCUAUCAUGAGGAGGUGAAACCCAUUCCCGCGAAAUUCUCGGAACACGAGAUGUUGAAACCAUCUGCAAUGCUUCCGCCAGUUCAUAGUUGGCAUGACAAACCUACUUCUUAUGUUAAACCUGAGAAUAUCCCGAUUUUGCCGCACUCUGAGGAUGGGUAUUCUCAUCUGGAAUAUAAACCCGCUAUCAAGAAUGACGAUAUUGAUUACCGUGUUUAUAAGAAAUAUCCUGGUUUUAUUCCUGAGGAAUCAGAGUUCGAUAAGAAGAAGCGAAUCAAGGAAACAGUCCAGGAAUAUAUCAAGAAAAACUACAAUGUUUUCGAAGAUCCAGAGUACGAAGAGGAAGUGGAAAUGGUUGAAGGAAGACCACGCUACUAAUAAUCUUUUCCUGGAUGAUGACUGUAUUUUCAUUCAUGUAAUCAACAGAGGAUGUUAAUUUUGGUGACCUUGUACAUAAUUUGUUAAGAAGUCAUUUGUGUAUUGAGUUGAAUGUUGUGUUUGGCAAAUAAAACCUACUUUUGGAAUUUUAAAACUUCUCCA